Drosophila sechellia is the source of this 565-nucleotide messenger RNA. RefSeq lists its product as uncharacterized. Bases 48 to 398 code for a protein of 116 amino acids. NCBI's taxonomy places the organism in Eukaryota, Metazoa, Arthropoda, Insecta, Diptera, Drosophilidae. The transcript has a single exon. The record is from RefSeq and is a predicted model, not a curated record.
ACCACUGAGGAGAACGUUUCAAUUUGCAUAGAAGAUACGAGAGGAAAAUGUCAGACUAUUCCAGCAGCGACUACAGUGGCAACUCCCAGAGGAGGGAGAAAUCCGUGAGCUAUGCCCUCUACCUCCACCGAAGGGAGUUGGGGCGGCCCAGGCGCAAGAUGAUGCGAAUCGCUAGCACCAAGUUGCAGCUGACAAACGAGCUCAUCCAGCUGCAGCAGCGUCGCCAAUGGGAGACGGCCUUUGACCUCGAGUUCGACGCGGAGGCCAGUUCCCAGCAGAUGAGUGCACUCGAUAGGGAACGGGAAUAUCGGGACAGAUUGCGAACCAAUAUGCAGCGGCAACUCGAGAAGCAGCAGAAACGCAAGCGAAAGUAUCUCCAGGAAAUCGGCAAACUAUAGUGCGAGCAUUAUGCGGAAGGCAAUAAUUAAUUAAUUAAUUGAGCACCAUAUUAAGUAACUUAAAGAGUAUGACAAACUAGAAAAUCAAGAUUUUCAAGCUAUAGGUUUAAUCUUUCUGACUAUUUUGAAUUUUACACUCUGGAAAGCAGUAACAUAAAAUAAGGAAC